This is a messenger RNA of Neltuma alba, 1051 nucleotides long. Its product is annotated as phosphoglucan phosphatase LSF2, chloroplastic. Bases 157 to 723 code for a protein of 188 amino acids. Gene Ontology annotation, biological process: starch catabolic process; protein dephosphorylation. NCBI's taxonomy places the organism in Eukaryota, Viridiplantae, Streptophyta, Magnoliopsida, Fabales, Fabaceae. The transcript has 2 exons. The record is from RefSeq and is a predicted model, not a curated record. Gene Ontology annotation, molecular function: carbohydrate phosphatase activity; starch binding. Gene Ontology annotation, cellular component: chloroplast.
GUAGCAUACAUUCUAAACUUGCAGCAGGAUAAGGAUGUGGAGUAUUGGGGAACAGACUUGCGAUCUGUAAUAAGAAGAUGCCGCGAACUCGGUAUUCGUCACAUGAGGAGGCCUGUAAGCAAGCCCCUUUUCGGCAAAUUUAUUGAUUAGGCAAUAAUGAUUUUAAUUUCCACGGCUAGUUUUCCCUGUUCGUCUCCAGGAAUGACAGAUCUGAUGGAAAUGGUAGUAUAUACUGUGUCAGAAAAAUUUUCGUCGGUGUGGAAGUAUUCAUAUUCAUCCGCUGCUUUUUCUACUGAUCGAAUGAUCACUCACGUUAAAAUUUUCUUUGCCCUUGUAUCUACAUCACAGGCAAUAGACUUCGAUCCAAACUCCUUGAGAAAUGAGCUGCCAAAAGCAGUUUCAUCACUGGAAUGGGCUGUUUCCGAGGGAAAGGGAAGAGUGUACGUGCAUUGCACGGCUGGACUUGGAAGAGCUCCGGCAGUGGCAAUUGCUUACUUGUUCUGGUUCUGUGACAUGAAUCUAAAUGCAGCAUAUGAUAUGUUGACAGCAAAGAGACCUUGUGGACCCAAUAUAAGAGCCAUACGCGGGGCCACCUAUGACUUGGCGAAGAAUGAUCCGUGGAAAGAACCGUUUGAGAGUCUUCCAGAAUAUGCAUUUGAGGAUGUAGCUGACUGGGAGAGGGAUUUGAUUCAAAAUCGAGUCCGCUCUCUUCGUGGAACUUGACAACACAGCAGCCAUCCUGUGCUCUGGAGAAGAUAGUCACUAUAUUGCUUGAUUGCUUCCCACCUUGCGCAUAGGCCGGCCGCCUGUGAAGUUUUCUAUUCCUAGGAUUUGGAUUCGGUGAGGCACGUUUUGUCAGAGGUGGUAAGAUUACAUAUAUAGAGUUUUGAUUACAAAUGAAAAUUUGAUGAUUACAUGAUGUGAUAGUGUUGAAAAUGACCACACAACAGCUAUGUAUUUUCCUAGUAAGCAUUGUGAAUGUUUCACGAAAUCAAGAAACCAGCGAUGGAAAAUGAUCGUGUAAUGCAAAUGAAUGGGUGGAAAUCAAGUA